This is a messenger RNA of Rotaria sp. Silwood1, 816 nucleotides long. Lineage: Eukaryota; Metazoa; Rotifera; Eurotatoria; Philodinida; Philodinidae. The record is from the annotation of a GenBank genome assembly.
AUGUUUGAAGUGUAUGAUAACAAAUUUAGAUAUGGUUGUGCUUACUGUUGUGUUCUUGUGGGGCUUAAUGCAACCAAUGAAUCUACAUCACAGAGAUUUUUAACACUGGAAGAAAUAGGAAUCGAUAAAGUGUUCGUUAUCAACCUUGAUAUUAGAAAAGACAGGCUUGCUCAUGUAUCGAAAUUGCUUGAUUAUCUCCAAAUUCCAUUUACAAGAUUUCCGGCUAUUGAUGGCAAAAAAUUUCUUCAACAGCUGAAUAGAUUCGAUCCAAGAACCAAAUAUAUUCAGAAUAUAUCCAAUAUAUCAAGCAUCAGUGGCCAGAUAGCCGCCUGGCAGAGUCAUUUACAAGUUUAUUUUAAAAUAAUCAGUGAAGUCUCACCAAAUGAUAGACCUGUUCUUAUAUUCGAAGAUGAUAUUGAUCUGGAAGCUGAUGCACCGUUUCUCCUUAAAGAAGCUCUGCAUUCACUUCCAAAUGACUGGGAAAUAUUUCUUUUGGGCCACAGUGAGAUGUGGUGCAAACAUGUUUAUUCAAACAAUAUUUGCAGAGCAGAUACAUUUUUCUGCGCGUUUGCCUAUGUUGUUCGUAAUUCAACGGUAGUUGAAAAACUAAUUAAUUGGUCUAACACAAAAAAUUCGCAAGUGGCUGAUGUGUUUUGGCGUGGACAUAUAAGCGGUGGUUCACUUAUAGCAUAUGCUGCACAUCCACAACAUAUUGUCAUACAAGAUAGGGCUAAAUUCGGUACUAACAUUCCAGAAUCAGGGCCUAUUAAUCCUGAAAGACUUCGAAACCCAUUAUCGAAGUUAUUACGAGCGUAA